AUGGAUAGACCUAUAGAUGAUAUCGUGAAAAGUCUCUUAAAGUUCGUCGUGAGAGGGUUUUAUGGUGGCUCCUUUGUUCUCGCACUCGAUGCUAUACUAUUUCACUCUGUCCUAGCCGAAGAUGAUUUGAAGCAACUUUUAAGCAUAAACAAGACGGAACUGGGUCCGCUCAUCGCUAGAUUGAGGUCAGAUAGGCUAAUAUCCAUUCACAAACAAAGAGAAUACCCUCCAAACUCUAAAAGUGUGGAGAGAGUUUAUUACUAUGUAAAAUACCCUCAUGCUAUUGACGCCAUCAAGUGGAAAGUCCAUCAAGUGGUACAAAGAUUGAAGGACGACCUGGACAAAAAUUCCGAGCCGAAUGGUUACAUGUGCCCCAUUUGUCUGACUAAGUACACGCAAUUGGAGGCUGUACAGCUAUUAAAUUUUGACAGAACGGAAUUUCUAUGUUCACUAUGUGAUGAGCCGUUGGUAGAAGAUGACUCUGGUAAAAAGAAUAAAGAAAAGCAAGAUAAACUGAAUAGAUUAAUGGACCAGAUCCAACCAAUAAUUGAUUCUUUGAAAAAGAUUGACGAUUCAAGAAUUGAAGAAAAUACUUUUGAAAUUGCAUUGGCUCGUUUGAUACCUCCCCAGAACCAAUCUCAUGCUGCCUACACGUACAAUCCAAAGAAGGGCAGUACUAUGUUCAGACCGGGCGAUUCUGCUCAAUUACCUAAUCUCAUGGGCACUGCUCUCAGUAACGAUAGCAGUAGACGUGCCGGUGCUAACUCUCAAGCAACCUUGCACAUCAACAUCACCACUGCAAGUGACGAAGUGGCUCAAAGAGAACUGCAAGAGAAGCAGGCUGAAGAGAAGAGAAAACAAAACGCGGUUCCUGAAUGGCAUAAACAAAGUACCAUUGGCAAGACCGCCCUUGGUAGACUGGAUAAUGAAGAAGAGUUUGAUCCUGCAGUUACGGCGUCCGCCAUGGAUUCUAUAAACACUAACAAUGAACACAUGCUGGAAACUCCCUACCAGAAUAAUAGAACUCUGACUGAACAAGAAAUGGAAGAAAGAGAAAAUGAAAAGACUUUGAAUGAUUAUUACGCUGCGCUGGCUAAAAAACAGGCGAAAUUGAAUAAAGAAGAAGAGGAGGAGGAGGAGGAAGAGCAACAACAGCAACAACAGCAACAAGAUGAAGAGGAAGAGGAAGAAGAAAUGGAAGAUGUUGUAGAUGACAAUGAUGAAGAUGCAGCAGCAUUCGAGGAUGACUUUGAAGACGUAACUGGUACAGCUGAUACAGCGAAGACAGAAACAGACGAGAAUAACCCGAAUGGCAUAAAGCAAGAAUCAAAGUAUAAUAAGACCGAAGAAACCUCAAAUACAACUGCCGCUGUUCCAGAUCCUGAUGCAAAAGCAAAAGGAAGUGAUAAUGACGAUGAUGACGAUGAAAUGGACAUUGAAUUUGAAGACGUUUAA
This is a messenger RNA of Saccharomyces kudriavzevii IFO 1802, 1455 nucleotides long. RefSeq names its product transcription factor TFIIE subunit TFA1 (gene TFA1). Gene Ontology annotation, biological process: transcription open complex formation at RNA polymerase II promoter; transcription initiation at RNA polymerase II promoter. The transcript has a single exon. The record is from RefSeq and is a predicted model, not a curated record. The coding region runs from base 1 to 1455 and encodes 484 amino acids. Gene Ontology annotation, cellular component: transcription factor TFIIE complex. NCBI's taxonomy places the organism in Eukaryota, Fungi, Ascomycota, Saccharomycetes, Saccharomycetales, Saccharomycetaceae.